Molecule: messenger RNA, 1921 nt
Organism: Phasianus colchicus (ring-necked pheasant)
Lineage: Eukaryota; Metazoa; Chordata; Aves; Galliformes; Phasianidae
Product: procathepsin L-like
Biological process (GO): proteolysis
Molecular function (GO): cysteine-type peptidase activity
Source: RefSeq, a predicted model, not a curated record
GUGCUUUCUUUGGUUUCUGUGUCAGCCAGUGGAGAGAAUGUUAAAGCCCUGACGUUCCUCAAAGGAAGCACAAUCCAGCAAUUGAAGAUGCUGCAGGGUGGAGAGCUGGGAAUCCUGGACUGUUCUUGGCUCUCCCAUUCAGGCACUGCAUGACCUGGAGUGAGGCUCCCUGUGCUUGCAAAUAGCCUCAGCCGUGGAGAUAGGAACCUCACCCAGCAUCCCAGCUCCCUCUGACUACUUGGGGUUGUAGCUGCUCUGCAGCACAGGUAGCAGCCUGGCGGCUCGUCUUCAAGCACUGGCAGCUCUGAUCCCACGCUUGGAGGACACAUCGGUGCCAGGCGUAGAGCUGCUUUUUGCAAGUAUCCCAAUACUCGCCCAUGCUUGCUUUCUGUGGCACUUAAAGCCUACAAAACCUGGCUUUGCUGCUUUUCUUUCUGUAUUAGAGUUGAGCAUUAAUUAAAACUACUAUUAAAUGCCCUGAGGAUGUAAGCUAGAGAAUUUCAUUUUAAAUGCAAAGCAUCUCACAGCUGGAGGAUUUUGUUUUCUCAAUAUGGCUGUGAGCGUAUUUCUUGCCCAGGAAUUUGCCUGGCUCUCUUGGUCAUGCUUUAGCUUCUAUCUUGCACCCUGCUGAGUACCUUCUGGUGUAGCUUUGAGGUCUGAGGAACAGCGGAAGGGGAGGUAAUGGAGGAAGUUGCACAUCUCUGAAGCUUCCUUGAGAGAAGGGUGUGCUUUCCCUCACAGAGAGAAAAGUCACUCCCUUCACAGCUGGGUGGGUGCCGGUACAUGUUCAGAGCCAUGACUGUGCCAGUGGGGCUGCUGCUGGUCCUGUUGGGCUACAUCACGGCACUGGACCCUGUACUGGAGGAGGCCUGGGAAGGGUGGAAGAGCCUAUAUGCCAAGGAGUACCCUGCGGAGGCUGAGGUCAUCCGCAGGGAGGUCUGGGAGAAGAACCUGCGGCGCAUUGAGCAGCACAACUGGGAGGAGUCGCAGGGGCAGCAUACGUUUCGCCUGGGCAUGAACCAUUAUGGGGACCUGAUGGAUGAGGAGUUCAACCAACUCCUGAAUGGUUUCAGCCCAGUGCAGCAUGAGGAGCCAGCACUGACCUUCCAGGCAUCGACAGCUCAGAAGACCCCAGCAGAAGUGGACUGGCGUGUCAGAGGCUACGUGACACCCGUGAAGAACCAGGGGCACUGUGGGUCAUGCUGGGCAUUCAGUGCUACAGGGGCCCUAGAGGGACUCGUCUUCAAUUGGACCGGGAAGCUGGCAGUGCUGAGUGAGCAGAACCUCAUCGACUGCUCCCGGAAGCUGGGCAACAACGGUUGCCAAGGCGGCUACAUGACCCGUGCCUUCCAGUAUGUGCAUGACAAUGGUGGCAUGAACUCUGAGCAUGUCUACCCCUACCAGGCCACAGACACCUCUAGCUGCCGAUACAACCCUGGGGACAGGGCAGCCAACUGCUCCACAAUCUGGCUGGUGGCCCAGGGCAGUGAGGCAGCGCUGGAGCAGGCAGUGGCAACCGUGGGCCCCGUGUCUGUGGCAGUGGAUGCCAGCAGCUUCUUCUUUCACUUCUACAAAUCAGGCAUCUUCAGCAGUAUGUUUUGCAGCCAGAAGGUGAACCAUGGGAUGUUGGCUGUGGGCUACAGCACCAGCCAGGAGGGCAGGAAGAAUGUGAGCUACUGGAUCUUAAAGAAUAGCUGGUCGGAGGUGUGGGGUGAGCAGGGCUACAUCCGCCUGCUGAAGGGAGCCAACAACCACUGUGGGGUUGCUAACCAGGCCAGCUUCCCUCUGCUGUGAGCUCCUGUGCUGGGAGGAAGACGGCACUUGCUGGGAUUGCUCCCCUGCCUUGCUGUGAGGAUAGGGCUUCCUUCAGGAAGGGGCUUUUGUCUGUUUGAGAAACAAUUAAAAAUGGCAUAGCUAAUCA